Molossus molossus (Pallas's mastiff bat) is the source of this 1235-nucleotide messenger RNA. Its product is annotated as dual specificity protein phosphatase 13. The transcript has 6 exons. Gene Ontology annotation, biological process: negative regulation of MAPK cascade; protein dephosphorylation. Gene Ontology annotation, molecular function: protein tyrosine/serine/threonine phosphatase activity; MAP kinase phosphatase activity. The coding region runs from base 59 to 1042 and encodes 327 amino acids. The record is from RefSeq and is a predicted model, not a curated record. Gene Ontology annotation, cellular component: cytoplasm. NCBI's taxonomy places the organism in Eukaryota, Metazoa, Chordata, Mammalia, Chiroptera, Molossidae.
UCAUGCUGCGCCAGCAGAUGUCCCUGCGCCAGGCAGUGAUCACUGUGAGACAGCACCGAUGGGUCUUCCCCAACCGAGGCUUCCUCCACCAGCUCUGCCAGCUGGACCAGAAGCUGCAGGGUGCAGGCCGGAGCUGAGGAGCCAGGGCUGCUCCUUACUCCCUGCCACAGGGCUCUGCCAUUUUGCCACCGCGGUACUGGCCCUGUUGGUGCUGCUGGGGGCUCCGGCCCAGGUGGACACCUGGAAGAUGGUGAAAGCCCAGUGUGGGGUCCGCCCUACAGCCUGCUACUCCGUGCACUUCCUCUGGCCGUCAGCACUCCCUAUCAGCCGCUGUCUUCAGUCCCCACAGAAGCAGCAUCAAGUGUGCAGAGACAAGCGGUUAGAAGUCAGCAGCACAAAGUGCCUGUCAGAGAAGACCACAGCCUGGACCAGAUACCCCCACAGGAUGGACUCCCUGCAAAAGCAGGAUCUCCGGAGGCCCAAGAUCCAUGGAGCAGUCCCGGUGUCCCCCUACCAGCCGCCCACGCUGUCCUCACUGCAGCGCUUGCUGUGGGUCCGGCGGGCCGCCACACUGAGCCACAUCAAUGAGGUCUGGCCCAACCUCUUCCUGGGAGAUGCGUAUGCAGCCCGGGACAGGAGCAGACUCACCCAGCUGGGCAUCACCCACGUUGUGAACGUUGCUGCGGGCAAGUUUCAAGUGGACACAGGUGCCAAGUUCUAUCACGGAAUGCCUGUGGAGUACUAUGGCAUUGAGGCUGAUGACAACCCCUUCUUUGACCUGAGUGUGUACUUUCUGCCUGUGGCUCGGUACAUCCGGACUGCCCUCAGUGUUCCCCAAGGCCGCGUGCUGGUGCACUGCGCCAUGGGAGUGAGCCGCUCCGCCACCGUGGUCCUGGCCUUCCUCAUGAUCUACGAGAACAUGACGCUGGUGCAAGCCAUCCAAAAGGUGCAGGCCCACCGUGAUAUCUGCCCCAACUCCGGCUUCCUCCGGCAGCUCCAGGUUCUGGACAACCGACUGAGGCGGGAUUCGGUGAGACUCUGACCUGGUGGACAGCCAGGAGCCCUGACCCUCCGGCCAGCAUGGCCCAACCCACCAGCCUGGCCCUGGGACAGCAGCCUCUUGAGAUGUACAUAGCAAGCAAGGACUUAGCUGAGGCAGAGGCAGGGAGAGCUGGGUGGUGACCUUUAUCGGGUGGAUUUCCCUGACCCAAUCCAGAGAUUCUUUAUGCAAAAGA